CCUUGGUUAGUAACUGAGCCAAAGGCCCUUCUGGAUCUAGAGAAGUCUGUGACCCCCAUGUGCUGACCUUUAGGGGGAGGGGGAGUCCAUCUCAGGAGCAUUUCAUUGAUUCAGAGCUGUGGGGGGUGUAUGGUACUGGGGCAAUAGGGGCACAAUGAAUUGGGUCACGAGUGCAAAUAGCCAGUUGGUAUCACUGCCCCCCUAUUCAAUCUGAUGGUUCUGCCCAAUAACAGCCUCUAUUGCUGCAGUGAAAUGACAAUAAUAUAUAUUUCUCUAGAUUGUGGGACAGGCCUGACUGUACAUCUGUACAUUCUGUCGGAAUUAACUGUUUAUCUCCCCUUUUCUGGUUCCUCAGGCCAAGCACAGAGACAUUUCAUCACAGCCUUCAUGGAAGGUGAAGGUAGACCAACCCUCCAGCUGUAUCUGGUCACUUAUGGAGAAGCCGCCACGGUCAAUGUCACUGUAUCAGCCCCAAGUUUCCACCAAUCCGUGUCAGUUGGGAGAGACAGCACCGCCCUAGUACAUGAUUACUGGCACUCAGAUCUCUUCCAAGGUUGUGUCGGUAACAUCUGAUGCCGAUAUAUCUCUAAUCGCUUUCCACACAGAAGUUCAAACUGCAGAUGCAAUGGCCGUUCUUCCAGUAGAAGACCUAGACACUGAGUAUUUUAUUUUUACCUCAGGUUCAGGGCAAGCAAAUCAUUUCACAGUGGCCAAUGGUAUAUACCCCACUGUUCUAGUGACUGUCACAGUCUCAGGAUCCAUCACAUACAAUGGGGUACAGUAUGGGCUCGGCUCGGCUUUCUCAUUCAGCCUUGGGUACCAGCAGGUCAUUCAGCUACAAAGUCCCACUGACAUAACAGGCACGAGAGUGGUGGCCACGUCCCCAGUGGCAGUGUUCAGUGGUAACAGGUGUUUUGCUGGUAUUAACGCUGGCUGUGAUGUCCUGCUUGAGCAGAUGCACCCUGUAAGGAAUUGGGGGACAUUCUUUCCUGUGUUCCCAUUGGCCACUCAUACCAAAGAUAUCAUUGAUGUGAUGGCAGCAAAUCCAGAUACAGUAGUCAGUGUUAUAACUUCCCAACAAAGCACCCAGUACCACCUACAGCCGGGAUCCCACAAGCGACUUACCUUAGACAGAGCAGCUCUGGUGCACUCCUCAGAACCUGUCAUGAUUUCAUACCUCUUCCAAGAAUGGAAAAAUGUCCAAUACCAUCCUUUUGUCACUUCGAUUCCACCAGUUCCAAAUACGAGGAAAUAUUACAAAUUUGUUACACAGUCUUUCUAUGAUAACGUCCUAUUGGUUGUAUCCCAGGCAGCUUCUCCCUCUGAGUUCUACUUGGACCAUCAGCCACUUAGUAGCUUUCCCUUAAACCAUAUGGAGAUAAAUGGAUUCAGAGCCUGGGAAGCCUCUCUGGGGAAAAUCGAUGGACAACAUGAAAUAUAUCAUAGCUCUUCUCCAUUCACUAUCUAUGUUUAUGGGCUAGAGACUGCUAUUUCAUAUGGAUAUUCAAUGGGCCAAGAAACAACAUAUCCAGGUCCAUCUAUAACAGGUCCUACAGAAGAGCCGAAGAGAUUAACAAGUCCUACAGAAGAGCCGAAGAGAUUAACAAGUCCUACAGAAGAGCCGGAGAGAUCAACAAGUCCUACAGAAGAGCCGGAGAGAUCAACAAGUCCUACAGAAGAGCCGGAGAGAUCAACAAGUCCUACAGAAGAGCCGGAGAGAUCAACAAGUCCUACAGAAGAGCCGGAGAGAUCAACAAGUCCUACAGAAGAGCCGGAGAGAUUAACAAGUCCUACAGAAGAGCCGGAGAGAUCAACAAGUCCUACAGAAGAGCCGGAGAGAUCAACAAGUCCUACAGAAGAGCCGGAGAGUCCCCAAGAGUUACACUGUUUCUCUAAUGGAGCCGAGUUCCACCUUCCUCUCAGAUUAGUGUCUGAAGCCAAAUUAAAUGUGUCGGAUGUCCAUCUCCAAGACCCCCAGUGCCGGGGGCUGCAAGAGGGGAACACAAUCUUCAUUAACAUCCCAUUCAACAGAUGUGGGUCCAACGUUCAUGUGAGUUUAUUGGGAGUAAUUGUACUUGUGUUGAUAUAUUUGUCUAUACCAGUUGGCAGUUGUGUCAGUAGCACUGAGAGUUGGUGGUUUUGCACUGAACACGGCCUGGGUGUUGGCUCCUUUGACUUAUUAGGGUAA
This is a messenger RNA of Xenopus tropicalis (tropical clawed frog), 2188 nucleotides long. RefSeq names its product IgGFc-binding protein-like. The transcript has 2 exons. The coding region runs from base 524 to 2188 and encodes 554 amino acids. Lineage: Eukaryota; Metazoa; Chordata; Amphibia; Anura; Pipidae. The record is from RefSeq and is a predicted model, not a curated record.